This is a messenger RNA of Cuscuta campestris, 780 nucleotides long. The record is from the annotation of a GenBank genome assembly. Lineage: Eukaryota; Viridiplantae; Streptophyta; Magnoliopsida; Solanales; Convolvulaceae.
GGGCCGAGCCCAUUUUCCAUACUCCUUAUCUCCGAUAGGUCUAUUAGAAUCUUACGGAUAUCUUCUAUCAUCGCAAGCGGCGAAGUGAGACUUUCCCCGUCCUCUGCGAUUCUUGCUUUUACAUCGUGCUCGCCCGACUCCGAUCGAUUGUUGGAAAAUGUCGAUUUCAGAACUUGCUUGCAGCUAUGCCGCUUUAAUUCUCCACGAUGAUGGAAUCCCCGUCAUGGCCGAGAAGAUUGCAACCGUUGUGAAGUCUGCUAACGUCAACGUGGAGUCUUACUGGCCUAGCCUAUUCGCCAAGCUCUGUGAGAAGAGGAACAUUGAGGAUCUCAUCAUGAACGUCGGCACUGGUGGCGGCGGUGGAGGUGCUGUUACCGUGGCUGCUCCUGCCGCCAGUGGUGGUGCUGCCGCUUCCGCAGCUCCUGCUGCUGAGGAAAAGGAGGAGCCAAAGGAAGAGAGUGACGGCGAAAUGGGAUUCAGCUUAUUCGAUGAUUAAUUUGCAAGUAUAAAUUUUCUACUACACAAAGAUUGCAUCAAGUGUCAGAAAUUUUCACCAUAGUUUUUCUCAUGUCUCUAUGACCAAAUGUUAUUUUGUUUCGCGUUCCUUUACUUUUUUUUCGUUGGAUGGUAAUUUUCAAUCUGUAGAUUAUUUUGGUGCAAUGGUGUUUUCCUCAUUUUGGUUACUGGCAUUGCAUGCUAAAUUUUUGCAACUCUUUGGUUCCAUGUGUUCUAGAUGUGGUUAUAUUUCAGAUUUACAAAUAAGAAAAAUUCAUUUCACAC